UCACAUCCUGUUGUUGUGAACCAGGUGAGGUGUGAACAUGACAGCCAAGGUUCCAUCUGCGAAAUCGGAUAUUCAAUCAUCCUAGCUAGCCAAAAAUAUAAGGCCAAGAAUUCAAUACCAGAUUUCCUUACCGAAUUGAGUUCUCAUACUAACUAUAAAAGUAUAAAACCAUAGAAACCUACCCCAUCACAUCUUCAUUCAGUGGAGAAAUUAACCUCAUGGGAAGUGGCAGCCUGGUCCGGAUAGUUCCUAUGUGUUCACUGCUUCUUCUUCUUCUUUUUCCUGUGAUUCAUGGUUGGGGUAUCGAGGGUCACACGACGGUGUGCAGAAUUGCUCAGUCUAGGUUGAGCGAUGCGGCAGCAGAUGCAGUGAAGCAAUUGCUUCCCAAGUAUGCAGAAAAUGACUUGGGGACUGUGUGCAUAUGGGCCGAUCGUGUCAAGUUUCGGUAUCACUGGUCAUCUGCCCUUCACUACAUUGACACUCCUGACAACCUUUGCACUUAUCAGUACAAUAGGGACUGCAAGGACGAAAAUGGAGACAAGGGGCGUUGUGUUGCAGGGGCCAUAAACAAUUACACCACUCAGCUUCUCACUUACAGCUCCGGUUCUUCCAAGUCGGAAUAUAACCUCACUGAAGCACUGUUAUUCCUUUCUCAUUUUUUCGGAGACAUCCAUCAGCCUCUACAUGUGGGUUUCACUUCAGACAGGGGGGGCAAUACCAUUGAAGUUCACUGGUACACCAGGAAGCAAAAUCUUCACCAUAUAUGGGAUAGCAACAUAAUCGAAACAGCAGAAGAGAGGUUCUACGAGAAUAAUCUGGAUGAGCUGGUUGAUGCGAUUAAACAGAACAUUACGACUGAAUGGGCAGAUGAAGUUAAGGCUUGGGAGACCUGCAGUUUGAACAAGACAGCAUGCCCAGAUGUAUAUGCAUCUGAAGGUAUCAAAGCAGCUUGUGAUUGGGCUUACAAGGGUGUAGACGAAGGCUCAGUCUUACAAGAUCCAUACUUCCUCUCCCGGUUACCUAUCGUCAAUAGGCGGUUGGCUCAAGGUGGAGUCCGGUUAGCAGCCACUCUCAACCGGAUCUUCGGUUGACAUUUCCUUCAAUUUCUAGGCGAAUAUCUCCAAAUUUAAAAUUAUUGAAGUAUAUUAUGUAUUGAUAUUAAAACUAUGGAGCAACUGAUUAGAAUAUCACUCUUUUCAAA
This is a messenger RNA of Rosa chinensis, 1201 nucleotides long. RefSeq names its product endonuclease 2. Gene Ontology annotation, biological process: DNA catabolic process. NCBI's taxonomy places the organism in Eukaryota, Viridiplantae, Streptophyta, Magnoliopsida, Rosales, Rosaceae. Gene Ontology annotation, molecular function: endonuclease activity; nucleic acid binding. The record is from RefSeq and is a predicted model, not a curated record. The transcript is spliced from 9 exons. The coding region runs from base 219 to 1091 and encodes 290 amino acids.